UACAAACGCCUUUUCUUCAUUUUUUUAAUAAUUUUGCAUAAGGCAUGAUGGUGGAAGGUUCAGCAUUCACCAGAAACGAUGUCUUUCAAAUGGCUAUUCGUGUUGCUUUUGUAUCAGCCGUCACAUAUUUUUCUAUAAAAUGGCUUGUGAACCAGAUAGACCCAACGUCGAAAAGUCGGAAGAAAGCUGAGGAGCGAGCCCGUGAACAGUUACGCAAGAUGUCUUCCAGAGCGGGGUUGGGCGGCAAGCAUUCAGUGGCGCUGGACAAACUGACGGACCAUGAGAUGAUCAUCGCCUCUCAGCUUGUUGUACCUGAUGAGAUUAAUGUUAACUGGAAGGACAUAGCUGGGUUGGAUCACUUGAUUCAAGAACUCCGUGAGACUGUAAUUCUGCCCAUACAGAAACGAGAACUCUUUGCUGAUAGCAGACUUACACAGCCGCCUAAAGGAGUGCUAUUACAUGGACCUCCAGGUUGUGGUAAAACUCUAAUUGCGAAGGCCACCGCUAAGGAGGCUAACAUGAGCUUCAUAAACCUGGACGUAUCUCUACUGACUGACAAGUGGUACGGUGAAACACAGAAGUUGGCAGCUGCCGUCUUCAGUCUUGCGGUUAAACUGCAGCCGUGUAUUGUCUUCAUAGACGAGAUCGAAUCAUUCCUGCGCACGCGCACGCAGCACGACCACGAGGCGACAGCCAUGAUGAAGACACAGUUCAUGUCGUUGUGGGACGGUCUCAUCACAGACAAUAACUGCACCGUCAUCAUAAUGGGUGCUACAAAUCGUCCUCAAGACCUGGACAAGGCGAUCCAGCGCCGUAUGCCCGCCACCUUCCAUGUACCUAUGCCCAGCGAGCAGCAGCGGGAGCGCAUCCUGCAGCUUAUACUGCGAUCUGAACCUGUUGCUAAUGACAUUGACUACCGGAGGCUGGCGAGUGCUACUGAGGGCUUCUCAGGCUCUGACCUGCACGAGCUGUGUCGUCAGGCUGCAGUAUACCGCGUGCGAGAACUAGCCCGGGAUUCAGACCAGAGUACAACAAACAGAACAUCAAAUUCAGAUUCAGACGAGGAAUAUGUAGAUGCAGUAAGACCCAUUACAAUGGAAGAUAUGAGACUGUCUCUUAAUAAACUGAAGGAAUCUAAAAUACAGUGCGGCACGCUGGCGGCUAGCAUGCGGAUAGAGCUAGACUAGACCUAGGGCUAUGUACCUAGGGCCACUGCUUAUCUAUGGCCUCUGUGUACCUAGGGUUACAAUUUGUCUAGGUUUAGGACACAUUAUAGACAAGAUUAGCACAUGGCUGUGCCCGGUUUUUGAGUAACACAGAUGUUACAUUUGUGUAUUGCAUUUGGUGUUAAUAUUUACAGUUUCUGUAUUAAAUUUACUUUUUUUUCUGCCUUUUAU
This is a messenger RNA of Papilio machaon (common yellow swallowtail), 1397 nucleotides long. It is a transcript of the gene nmd, whose product is annotated as outer mitochondrial transmembrane helix translocase. Gene Ontology annotation, cellular component: mitochondrial outer membrane. The transcript is spliced from 8 exons. NCBI's taxonomy places the organism in Eukaryota, Metazoa, Arthropoda, Insecta, Lepidoptera, Papilionidae. The record is from RefSeq and is a predicted model, not a curated record. The coding region runs from base 45 to 1187 and encodes 380 amino acids. Gene Ontology annotation, molecular function: ATP hydrolysis activity; ATP binding.